AUGUAUUGGAAACUGUUUGUGUCACUGCUCCCGCACCUGCUCGUUUGUAACUCAUUGGCCAGAUCUGUUAUUUACGAAAAUGUCGAGGACGACGUCGUCGCCGUUGGCUCAUUCAUUCGCGAGGUACGCCAACCGGCGCCGUUAAAAAUCGCUGCGGAAGUGAGGGACCUAAUGAGCGCCGGUAACGCACCGAAAAAGGAUACUAAAAAACACAUGAAAAACGCAUCUGGCAAAUCAGACGAGGGUGGCUACUACAGAACCUACGGGAGCGAUGCGGAGGGCGAGAAGGGUUACUUGAAGGAAACCUACGGUAAAGGUGAUCACGGCUACAAGUCUCUCGACACCUUCCACAAACAGGAUGGCGACAAAUACGAAUUUGAGACGCAAACCUCUUACGGCAAGGCUCAUGACGAUAAGAAACGUCAUAACGAGAAAAAGAAUCGUGAUCACGAGGGCGCAGGUACUAUGAUCGAUACGGAAUACGCCGCUGAUUCGAGUGAGGGAAGCGAAUACUAUACCGGAGGCAAUGAUGGAGAUCAUUAUAGUAGCCAUUACACCGAGGAGAAAGAGCCGGAAUCUUACAGUCACAACGAGAAAUAUUCCUCUGGCGAUGGUGACGACGGAUCUUACGAAACGCAUAGCUCUUACAGCUCUGAUGGGGAAGAAGAAGAGGGAGAUCAUUAUUAA
This is a messenger RNA of Temnothorax curvispinosus, 687 nucleotides long. Its product is annotated as spore wall protein 2-like. Bases 1 to 687 code for a protein of 228 amino acids. The record is from RefSeq and is a predicted model, not a curated record. Lineage: Eukaryota; Metazoa; Arthropoda; Insecta; Hymenoptera; Formicidae. The transcript is spliced from 3 exons.